Messenger RNA from Durusdinium trenchii, 357 nucleotides. NCBI's taxonomy places the organism in Eukaryota, Dinophyceae, Suessiales, Symbiodiniaceae. The record is from the annotation of a GenBank genome assembly.
AUGGCCUCGCUCAUGGACGGCGACAAAGAUGAGAAGCUCGACUUGCUUGUCGAAGCGCACGGCAUUGAUGACUCUGUUGCACAUGUAUGUUGUGCCCUGUCGAAGCAGAUUUGUCGAUGUAUGUUACACAAGCGCACAGCUGACAACAGCAAGCAUUUAGAAGGGUUGUGUCUGAAAGUACAACUAGAAAAAGGGCAUGGCUGUAAGACAAGAGGACGUGAACUUGUCCCUCGGAGUUUGUGCUCGGAUGAUACAAGAUGGUGCAAAAUGAUUGGCGCACCCAGUGAGGUGGAAAGCAACUCCAUGGCCAUGAAGUCUGAUGACGUCGUUUGUUUGUUGAUCGAGAAUGACUUUUAA